Messenger RNA from Tachysurus vachellii, 3811 nucleotides. RefSeq names its product RAS and EF-hand domain containing (gene rasef). Gene Ontology annotation, molecular function: GTPase activity; GTP binding; calcium ion binding. The coding region runs from base 378 to 2549 and encodes 723 amino acids. NCBI's taxonomy places the organism in Eukaryota, Metazoa, Chordata, Actinopteri, Siluriformes, Bagridae. The record is from RefSeq and is a predicted model, not a curated record. The transcript has 17 exons.
UAGGAUUUUACAGCGACCUUUGGUUAUUUAAACGCUUAUUGUAUGUUUAAUAGGUACUUCAAUUCUGUUAGUGUUUAUUCAAUACUGGGUGUUCACUCAAGAAUGUUUUUACCUGUACAUGAGUAGGUUUAAGUUUGACUAACUGCUGGGUGACAUCCUAUCUUGUUUACUUUAGCUCCAGUUAAGAUUGUGCGCUCGCGCUGUGUUUAGUUAAUGUAAGAGGUGUCGCGAGCGCGCAAGGUGUGUUUAACUUGUCCGGGAAAACUUGAUCUGUACGUUUUAAAAUAUCCCAAACGGACAGCUGUAAAGUCGUUUUUGAUCAGUUUUAACGUUGUUUACCGGACAACCAUGUCUUAACGAAAGUUUCGAACCUGUACAUGGGAUUUUGCCUCAGAGACGAGAGUGCGCGGUUGAUGGAGUCCGGCGCGUGCGAUGAAGCGAGUCUCCGCGCGCUCUUUCGCGCGUGCGAUCUCGACAAUUCGGGUCUUAUUGAGAAAUGGGAGUUUGAACAGAUGUGUUCGGAGCUGCGCGUGCGUUCGGCGGAUAUCGACGACAUAUUUACUAAACUGGACACGAACCAGGACGGAGCGAUAAACAUGAACGAGUUCAUCCACGGGUUUCAGACGGCCACCAGACUGUCGAGUGAAGGAGGCACGAGCGAGCGGGUGAAGUGCGCGGAGCCUUUCACACAGGCCUGGGAGGAGUUCAGGACUCGCCUCGGGGAACUGAACAAGUUUAUCCCACGAAUCGAUCAGGUUUCGACUCUGUACCAGAACAUCAGUCUGACCGACACCAGGAUGAUCCCUCAGUAUGAGAAAGUCCUUCUAAACUUCAGCAGAGAGAUCAAACUCCAGAGUAAAGAGAUGGAGCGCCUGGCUCUGGCUGUCAAAAGGGCUCAGGACCAGGCUGCCAUUCAGCUGAGUGCUAUGGAGGAGGAGAUGGACCAGCGCAUUCACGCAACCGAGAAAAACACACGUAUGGAGGAGUUAAAGAAGGCAGAGGCAGCACUGAGCAUUAUGAAAGACCAGUAUGAAGCUCAGCUGAGCGAGUUACAGCAGACGGUCCUCACCCUGCAGAUGUUUGAAGACCAGAACAAGGGCACCGGCCUUAGAGAAGAAAACGUAGCACUGAAGCGAAAGAAUAAUGAGCUGACCCUGCAAAACCAGAAGCUGAAGCAGGAACUGCUGGAGUCUCUCACCAAUAUAGCUUUGCUGCAGAGUGAGCUGGACUCCCUCAAGAGUGAUAUUACUGACCAGAGCAUCAAUCUCGAGCGAGAUGAAGCCCUAAUGAGGUCUUUUUCUGAGGAUAGGGACAACCUGGAGAGGCAGGUUGAGAUUCUUCAGUUAGCUAACAGGAAGCUUCACGACACCAACGAUGGUCUACGUAUGACUCUGGAGAACAGCCAAAGCAAGAACAAGUAUCCGAGAGGAAGCGGACUGUCUCCUUCAAGUACCAUCAAUAGGACAAAGAACACGUGCUCCCCAUAUUUUGAAAGCAGGUGCUGCUACAGGGACGACGAUUACGAGCAGCUGCGGAUAGCCGAGUGCCUGCAAACUCCAAGCAGAGACUCUUUGGCUCUGGCUCUGUGUGAUCCCAUGUGCAAACACAGAAGUUGUGAGGUGGACAGCCUGGACGAGAGCUGUGUGGACAGUGGCAUGUCCACUCUGCGUUCCAACAACGGCUACGACUCGGAGCAGGAGGGCAUCGGUCACUCGCAUGACGCUCUCAUGGCUAACUUCAGCUGCUCAGGAGACACCUCAGAUACAGAGGUGCCGGAUGUACGAGACAAGACAGGAUAUGAAUCAGACAGCGAGUCUAUCAUGAACAUCCAUUCAAAUCCAGGCGACACAAAAGACGUCAGCGCUUCGGGGAAGAAAUGUCUUUCCGCCAUCUUCGACGAGAAACUGAAGGACAAGAUGGAGGUGAUGGCUCAGGGAUCUGAAAAAACCUACAACAUCGUAUUAGCAGGUGAUGCUGCCGUGGGCAAAUCCAGCUUUCUCUUACGCCUCUGUAAAAACGAGUUUAAAGGCUUCACCAGCACCACUCUGGGAGUUGAUUUCCAGAUGAAAACUCUUGUGGUAGAUGGAGUGCCGACGGUGCUGCAGCUUUGGGAUACAGCGGGCCAGGAGAGGUUCAAAAGCAUCGCAAAGUCCUACUUCAGACGGGCCGAUGGCGUUCUCCUGCUCUAUGAUGUAACCUGCGAGAAGAGUUUUCUAAAUGUGCGAGAAUGGGUGGACACCAUCGAGGAUGUGUCCCAGCAUAAAAUCCCCAUUAUGCUGGUCGGGAAUAAGACAGAUCUGCGCCAGCAGGCUCUUCACGAUGGCGUCACGUGUAUCUCAACCAGCUACGGAGAAAAACUGGCCAGGACUUACAGCUCCCUCUUCUGUGAGACGAGUGCAAAGGAUGGCUCUAACAUCAUCGAGGCAGUGCUCCAUUUAGCACGAGAGGUUAUCAAACAUGCACAUGAGCGCAAAGGCUCAACCCUGGGACAAAUCCUGUCCGGAAGCUCCAACACAAAGCUCACCAACUCGAAGUGCUGCAGGACCUGAUGCAUGUUCUUCUAUCAUAUCAUGUAUCAUCCUAAGCACAUAUAGAUUGUACACUUCUUCUACAUAUCUCUAUUGCAGCCUACCUCUGAUUGCACAGCACGAGCUUCAUGUUGUACACACAGGCAGCAAAAUAUGAGCUGCGUUCACAUUCACACGAUAUGCUAUUUUGCACAUAUAAAAGACACAAUUCUUCCACGACUUGUUAGUAAAAUCAGGUGUUACAUACACCAUACAUAAAUAAACCUUUGAUCACUCAGUGCCUUAUGACCUGACUAGAUUUGUAUAAUCAUAGCUAGUAUUAUAACCUUUAUUUAUGAUAAAGAGAGAAUAUCAGUUUAUUUUACUUUCCUUUUAAACCAGAAUCUGAAUUAUUUACCUGAGAGAUCAUUGUUUCUUAUUCAGACAAAUGUAGCCUGAAGGCCUUGUAUAUUACGCAUUUAUACGUAAAUGUAAGACGACUUUAUUUUAGCUAACAGAGUUUAGCAGACCUGAAGGGUUUAGAUUUCUGUUUUGUUAACGACUUUAUUCAUGCUUUACGAAAUACAACGGUUUCAUUAUUACAAUUUAUUGAGUUCAGACACCGAAGCACCUGACAGUCAUUACUUAUAUAUUUCCAUAUUUGACUUUAUAUUGUAUAAUAUUUGAUUCACUGAUAUGUUAGAUAAAUGUAGUUAUCAAACAAACUUAAAUGUAAUGACCAAUGAUGAAUUUUAUUUAAGCUGAUCAUCAAUUCAAACUAGCUACAAUCCACAAAUGACCAAAAACACAAAUUCACAGAAUUGUGAUAUAUUGGUAUGAGGGUAUAACGUUAAAUAAACAUUUUUCUUUAAGGUUCAGAGAACUUGUAAGAUUUUUAAAACCGAAUUCUUACUAAAAAUCAAUACACCAAAAAUCAAGGUAUUGCAUUUGUAUUAAGAUAUGUUUAUGAUGUUUGAUUAACAGUUUAACUUACCAAAGAAAAUCACUGCCAGUGCACAUUCAGUGCCAAACCUCAACUCUAUAAUAACUUUUAUACCAAGUACCGGCCAGCUUUGGAUUGUUAAACAUGUUUAUCAGUACAUUCCACAGAUUUUUCCCCUUCUUUUUUAUUUUUGCAAAGGAACUUUUUCAUAUAUAGCACAUUAGAAAUUCUUGUAUAUUCUAAAUAUGUACUUAAACUCUGCGUCUUACAAACCUUGGAAUUCCUAAAUUGUAUUGAAUUCUUUUUUUUUAAUUGCAUCAUUAAAUUAAAAUCCAAACUUUUCUUUUAAACAAACGUAUAU